UGGCCCGGACCCCUGCCGCCUGCGCCGCGCCGCGCUCGCUUCGACCCCUCUCCAUGGCUCCGCGGCGCCCGCCGCCCUCGCCGCCCUCCAGUCCGGAGGGGCCUCGCGGCAGCGGGUGCACACACCCGGUAAAGGACUGAACAGCUCCGCUCCUCCUCGCCGGCUCCUGCACUACGAGGCAAGCCCAGGCAGGGGAGACGGAGGCGGCACGCAGGAGACAGCGGCAGACUGGGCUCCGACCGCCGCGGGACGGUGCAGGCGGGGCGCGCGGCCGUUGGAGCGGAGCUCGGGGCUGGCGGCGGGGAGGCGUCUCGGCGCCCAGGCCGGAUCCGUGCAGCUGCCCGCGGCCGGCGCCCGGCCUCCGGACUCACCUGUCCGCGGCGCCCCCUUCCCCACCGAGACUGCGCGGGCCUGGAGCGCGGCCCGAUCUAAUAUGCCCAGAGCCGAGGCGCGAUGAAGGAGAAGUCCAAGAAUGCGGCCAAAACCAGGAGGGAGAAAGAAAAUGGCGAGUUUUACGAGCUGGCCAAGCUGCUCCCGCUGCCAUCGGCCAUCACUUCGCAGCUGGACAAAGCGUCCAUCAUCCGACUCACCACGAGCUACCUGAAGAUGCGCGCCGUCUUCCCCGAAGGUUUAGGAGACGCAUGGGGACAGCCAAGCCGUGCCGGGCCCCUGGACAGCGUUGCCAAGGAGCUGGGAUCGCACUUGCUGCAGACUUUGGAUGGAUUUGUUUUUGUGGUAGCAUCGGAUGGCAAAAUCAUGUAUAUAUCUGAGACAGCUUCUGUACAUUUAGGCCUGUCCCAGGUGGAGCUCACGGGCAAUAGUAUUUAUGAGUACAUCCAUCCCUCUGACCACGACGAGAUGACCGCUGUCCUCGCGGCCCACCCGCCUCUCCACCAUCACCUGCUCCAAGAAUACGAGAUAGAGAGGUCGUUCUUCCUCCGAAUGAAGUGCGUCUUGGCCAAAAGAAAUGCGGGCCUGACCUGCAGCGGAUACAAGGUCAUCCACUGCAGCGGCUACUUGAAGAUCAGGCAGUACAUGCUGGACAUGUCCCUGUACGACUCCUGCUACCAGAUUGUGGGGCUGGUGGCCGUGGGCCAGUCGCUCCCGCCCAGCGCCAUCACGGAGAUCAAGCUGCACAGUAACAUGUUCAUGUUCAGAGCCAGCCUGGACCUGAAGCUCAUCUUCCUGGACUCCAGGGUGACGGAGCUGACGGGCUACGAGCCGCAGGACCUGAUCGAGAAGACGCUGUACCACCACGUGCACGGCUGCGACACCUUCCACCUGCGCUACGCGCACCACCUCCUGCUGGUGAAGGGCCAGGUCACCACCAAGUACUACCGGCUGCUGUCCAAGCUGGGCGGCUGGGUGUGGGUGCAGAGCUACGCCACCGUGGUGCACAACAGCCGCUCCUCCCGGCCGCACUGCAUCGUGAGUGUCAAUUAUGUCCUCACGGACAUCGAGUACAAGGAACUGCAGCUGUCGCUGGAGCAGGUGUCCACUCCCAAGGCGCAGGACUCCUGGAGGACCCCCUCGUCUACCUCACAAGAAGCUAGGAAGCUAGCGAAGCCCAGAAACGUGAAGAUGAAGACGAAGCUGAGAACAAGCCCCUAUCCCCCGCAGCAGUACGGCGCGUUCCACGCGGACAGACUGGACUGCGGCCAGCUCGGACCGUGGGCGGCCGGCGCCCCCGCCAGCACCCCGGCGGCCCCGGAGCAGCAGCUGCACGCCGAGGGCGGGGACCUGCUGUACGCGCCGCCCUACAGCCUGCCCUUCUACCGCUACGGCCCCUUCCCGCUGGACGCGCCCGUCUUCGGCAGCAAGAAGCCCGCGCCGCAGGCCAAGCGCGGGCAGCCCCAGGGCCCCGCGUGCGAGGUGGCCCGCUUCUUCCUGAGCGCGCUGCCCGCCGGCAACGAGUGCCAGUGGCAUUACGCCAGCGCCCUGGGGCCCGGCAGCCCGUCCGCAGCCCCCAAGAGCCUCCCCGAGCCGCCCGCGGCCGCGGCCCGGCACCUGGCGCCCGGCUUCGAAGCAGCGCCCGGAGCCGUCGCGCGCAGGUUCAGCGAGGACCCCGCGCCCCAGCCACCGCCGCCGCCGCCGCGGCGACUGACCGAGCCCGCGACUGCCGAGCUCCGCCGCCGCCCUCAGGUUCGCCGCGGACGCCGAGCGGGGACGCGACCGUCGGGCCUGUCCUGCAAGCCUGAGGCCCCGGCCGCGACCUGAGGUCCCCGCCUUUGGCUGGGGACACUGGGUUUCCUCCCCUUGAAGUCAAGCUUCGGGCAUCUUGCCGUGUCCCCAGGUCUGGCGACGGGUGAUCCAAGGCGUUGCAACUCGCUGGCGCGCGAGGCCCCGGACAGGCGCCCCGAUUCCAGGCGGGGGCGCGGGCACAGGCAGGAACGCUUCCUCCUCUGUACUUAGUUAAGGCGGAAGGUGGCAUUUUAAGUUCCCUGGACACACCACUCCGCUGUGCUUACAAUUCAUUCAUGAGGCUUACGAAUUUUUUAAGUCAGUCCUUUCCUGAAUACAAAAAUCAGCGAAGCCCAGUGUGUGUGGGUGUGUGCCCUUCACAAACGCGUUAACAAGCGCUUACGUCCUCGGCGGAUGGACUCUUGACAGCACCUUCAGAACACACCGAGUAGGGGCUGGGGAUUUAGCUCAGCGGCAAAAGCGCCUGCCUGGCAAGCGCAAGGUCGUGAGUUCGGUUCCCGGUACCGGAGAAAAAAAACAAAAACAAAAACAAAAAAAACACACCGAGUAGGCAUUAAAUGCAAGCAGACCUGUGUGGCCAGGAAUUGUCCGGGGGCGGUCAAGCUGGCUCCCCGGCGGGCCGCCGCGCAUCUCUAAUCCUCCGAGCUGGAUCGCUGCGAACAGUGCCGGUCCGGUUAGGCGAGCUGCAUGUGCAAUAUGGAAACGCAGUGGCCCGCACCUUGCGGGGGACAGCGUGCUAAGGGACGUCGCGAGGAUGAUGGACGUGUUUGAAGCAUCUUCUACAUAGCGAAGUUUCCUCAGUGACAACGUGUCGUGUGUACAGGUGGACAGAGAUCUUUUAUAAAGCACCAGCAGUGUUGGAAAAAUAAAAUUCCAUUAUUUUUGUUUCA
Molecule: messenger RNA, 3092 nt
Organism: Chinchilla lanigera (long-tailed chinchilla)
Lineage: Eukaryota; Metazoa; Chordata; Mammalia; Rodentia; Chinchillidae
Gene: Sim2
Product: single-minded family bHLH transcription factor 2
Biological process (GO): regulation of transcription by RNA polymerase II
Molecular function (GO): DNA-binding transcription factor activity, RNA polymerase II-specific; RNA polymerase II transcription regulatory region sequence-specific DNA binding; protein dimerization activity
Source: RefSeq, a predicted model, not a curated record